UUGUUCACCUCCCGCCGCGCAGGGAAAUGGCCAAUGCUCAAGCAGUCGAGCGCAUUCUACUGCAGGGAGCUAAUGCUACAUUAAGUGACCUCACCUCGACCUUUGUCGUCACAUUCCCCGGACAGGACACGUUUGCGGCUGCCUGUCACUUGUAUAUGCUAUACAACCAAGAGGAGCAAUCUUCCACCAUCUCUGACCCUGCAACGGCUGAAGUUCGUCGGUUCGCCAUUCUUUUCGUCUUGUGCAUUCUGUAUGGACCUGAUACGUUGGAGCAAAAUCCAUUUUUAAGCUUCUUUCUAGAGCUUUUGGAUACCCUCGACGAUGACUCACCUGAAAAACUUGCUGUACAGUGCAUUCUACGCGGCUCUGCUAGUGAGAUGCAGGCACGCACGGCUUUUGAACUAGCUCGAAACCCACACCAAUUGAUACCUAUUAUAACGAUUGAGAGAGACCGUUUGCAUAACUUACAAGCAAUUGAGCAAAAGAUGACGGACGAUGGCAGUCACCAGGAAAAUGAAAGUAUCUCCAUUAUCAAAUCACAAAAUCAAGUUGGUGCAACAGUUAUCCCUAGUGAUGAUCAUACAUUUACGACAUUCAAUACUUCUCUGAUGAAAGAAGCAUUUGAUAGUCCUUUAUCGAUUGCGCAGCAGGAGGACUUGCUUCGGAUGAUGGAAUUGGAUGUUGAAAAAAUGAACGAACAUCUGCCAGCCGAUCGACUUCCGGACCUGAUAGAGCACAACCAGACGAUCGCUACUGAAGCACUUGAAGUUCUUGCUCCUUUGCCCGAGUUUUCAGAUUAUCUUCAGACGUUACUGACCAUCGAAAUUACCACCAACACAAUGGAAGUUGUGCACCGUCUUUUGAUUGGACUUCAUCGUACCUAUGUCCCUGACGAGUUUCUGCAUAUAUACUUAUCAAACUGCAUUCGAUCUUGCGAACUUAUCGAUGACCGUAGCUUACAGAGCCGCCAGGUUCGCUUGGUAUCGGUGUUUAUACAAUCAUUGUUACGGAAUAAUGUUAUCAACAUUUCGGAUUUUCUCAUUGAAAUACAAUCAUUCUGCAUCGAGUUUUCACGUCAUAGAGGAGCAGCGUCUCUCUUUCGCAUUGUCGCAGAGCAAGCAAAUAAUACCGACUUCCUACUAAGUCAAUCUAGCGACCUUGGCGAGUCCAAAUCGACGGGCCAUCCCAUAAUAUAGCAUUCACCCCCUUUCCAUAUAGCUUAGUGUCGAAUUACAAAACCUACCUGCGCCGGAAAUGAAAACAAAAGAAAUGAAAGAGA
Umbelopsis ramanniana AG is the source of this 1279-nucleotide messenger RNA. RefSeq lists its product as uncharacterized. The record is from RefSeq and is a predicted model, not a curated record. The transcript is spliced from 7 exons. Bases 27 to 1196 code for a protein of 389 amino acids. Gene Ontology annotation, cellular component: CCR4-NOT complex. Lineage: Eukaryota; Fungi; Mucoromycota; Umbelopsidomycetes; Umbelopsidales; Umbelopsidaceae. Gene Ontology annotation, biological process: negative regulation of translation; mRNA catabolic process.